AUGGUAAACACCGAAGAAAGCGUGCGGCACAAGGAGGUGAGGCGCUUUGCUGCCUGCUCACGGUUGUUUGGCAGCCUUGGCCUGGGUGCCUUGAAUGGCAGCGGAGUGACCCAGUCCCAUAUUUUGUUGUUUACUUUAUACACAGGUGCAAUUGCAAGAUGCUCCUACAUCAAGUACCAUUACUCGUCAGCUGCAAUACCCAAAAAUCUGUCCUACAACAUCACCAAGACAAUACGACAGGAUGAAUGGCACUCCCUACACCUGCGGCGAAUGACAGCUGGUUUCAUGGGCAUGGCAGUGGCCAUCAUUCUGUUUGGCUGGAUCAUUGGCUUGCUCGGCUGUUGUUGGGAUAGAGGUCUCAUGCAAUAUGUGGCUGGCCUGCUCUUCCUCAUGGGAGGAACUUUCUGCAUUAUCUCCCUCUGUACCUGUGUUGCUGGCAUUAACUUUGAGCUUUCCCGUUACCCGCGGUACCUGUACGGCCUUCCUGACGACAUUGGCCAUGGCUAUGGAUGGUCUAUGUUUUGCGCCUGGGGAGGUCUUGGCCUUACCCUCAUCGCUGGUUUCUUCUGCACCCUGGCUCCCUCUGUGCAGCCAAUACCCAGAUCCACCUGUCCCAAAGCCCGGCAAGAGAACGGCACCGUCUGCUAAAGCUGGAAACAGUGAACAGACCAGCUACAUCAAUUGAUAAAAAAAAAUAGACAAACUGUCAAAUCAUGUCAUCUGCCUACUUAUCUCCAAUCAGUUCUGGGUUCAGAGUUUUUAAAUUGUGUGUGUGUUUGAAAUGGAUAUCUUGAUAACCUGCUAUCUCGAUCAUACAAUGAGAAACUCAAGAUCUUAGAAGAAAUAUUAAAAAAAUAAUCCUGUCUUUUGUUAUUAUGGGACAGAUGUGUAAAUUGACCUUGGAUAGGAAAAUAAUCCAAGGAUUUAAGGAGGAUUCAAGAAGAAAGUAACGGACUGAUGUGUGGAACUUGUCACCUGAAGUUCGGCUGUAACUGUAAAAGUGGACAGUAACAAUUUGACAAAGAUGUGUUCUCUGUACUUGCAAUUGGUUUCUUUAGAAUUCUCACAGGAGCUGGAUUGAGCCAGUCCAGGGUUAUCAGCUGAGUAAACUUUUCUGUGCACCAUGCAGAAGUUACAUGUAACAAAUGAGCAGGAUCAAGAUACAAACUGCUGUUAAUUAUUGUCUGGAAUAUUCCAAAAAAGUAACAGGAAACAGGAAUUUUCAUAUUGGAUUGCUUUUAUUCUGUAUAGGUGCAUUCCUUUUCAUACAAUGAUGCCAUUAAGCAUUUUGAACAUACAAUUUUUAUUUGAUUUUAUAUUGAUUCCCUCAUAUUGUGAACAAACAGCAGUUUACUGUCACAGCAAAUGUCUUCUGUGCUUUUUUUUCAUGAGCAAGAAAAAAAUAGCAAGAAGGUGAUUUUAUGGUCUAUACAAUUUUUUUAUUUAAUAAAGUAUACAUAGAUAUACUCAUGUAAAAAAUCCAUUUCUUUUAAUCUGAGUUACUGAUGAAUCAAUUUAAAAGGAAGCAUAUUCACAUUAAUAUUGUGCUGCCCUCAGAAGGAGUGAAAAAGCAUUUAGGUUUUUUUUAACUCAUGCUUUGGUGUUGAUUUCUUAGACAACUGCCACAAUUUCCUCUCUCUAUUUUGUUCCAUAUCACAAGAAAGCAGACAUUUAUCUAGCUGAUGUAUUCUAGACCCAGAAGAUCAAUGUCAUGUAUCAGUAAAAUCUUUACUCACCUUAGUCACCAUCAAUGAUUUACACAGAUUUGUCCGUGGACAGUGGUAUAAACAUUAGGACUGAUGAGAACUUGUUCAAAUACAGUCACUGGUUUUAUACGAUAUGUUGUCUUAGAAAGCACAAAGCAGCAGCCAGUCCCUACUGACACCAGUAAUGUCAGUAAGGCCUUUUUAUUCCACUGACAGCUCUACUGUAUGGCUCGACUUGGCUCAACUCUACAUGGUUUAGGUGGUUUUUCAUUACAACAGUUCUAACAGUGAAAUUAUCAUAAUUGGGUGGCACCAGAGUUUAAAAAGUAGUGUGGCAUGAUCUUGUACAAACUGCUGCACGUGUGGAAGCAGUGGAUGGUGUUGGGGUAGAAGCAGUAGAGCUUGGAGAGUCCAAAUUAAGGGAAGUAGAGACAUACUUCUCAUAGAAAGAGAUUCUGGAAACACAAAGCUUACAUAAGGUGUAACUGCAAUAUAUGUAAGAGACAGUGAAUAAUCCAAGCAGAGCACACUGUUAGUAUUGAUGGCAAGUUAGUAUUGUCUUGAUGCAAGACAAUACCAUAAAUUUCAGAAUAUCCUUGUUUGUUCAAAGUAAGCUCAGCACUGAGGAACAAGUUGCAUACAAGACUCUUUAAGUCAUAAAGCCAUCAUCCAUUAUGGAAUACAGUAAUGAUGUGCUCAAGUUCAAUCAACUCUACCUGUUACUGGUUGGUGCCUGUAAAUGGUGUCUGUUCCGUAGAACCACUGCGGCCGUUGUGGUCCUUGUUGGUCCAGUAAUUACUUUACAGGGUUCGAAUCAUCUUGCUGUUCACUGGUACCCGUAGGCAGCCAUCAACAGUCACACGUCAUGGCAAAUCAACAAGCCAGUUAAAUGUGAUUUACAUAAAAACAUAUGCAAAAAAAAAAGGGAACAUUAUAUUACAUUACAAUCAGUAACAGACAAUCUUCUGAUGCUGUCUUAGUUAGUAGAUUUGGAACCCCUGCAAACUGGAUCCUAAAAAUGGGACAGGUAUCACAUAACUACUGAGAAUACCUUUGUAAUCGAGUAAAGUUGAGUUGAGCCAUACUGAGUAGGUGCCAGUGGAAAAGGGCAAUAUGGAUAAUCUCAUGUGUGCAUUCCAUGUGCUCCAGAAAGUAAAACUUGAAAACUGAUCCAUGUUUUGGAAUAGUUAAUAUUUGAAACAUAUUUAUUGAGUGUUGGAUUACUUAAAAUUUUAUUUGAGAGUAGAGAAAUUGGUGUAGUUCCCUGUUAAGGUUUUCAUGUGUAAUAAAUAAAUUUGGGUAAGCAAUUUAAACACCUAAACUUCUAUUGCCCCUCAGAUUUUUUUCUUUAGCUUUUCUUUUCCCAAUGCAAAGUAAAAAACGUAAAUCAUGAAUAAAUUUCAAAUCUGACUUGUAUUAAGGAGGAAGCACCUAAUAGCAUGGGCAUCACAAUAUUUUAAGGAACUAUUCAUUGUUGUGAUCGAGUCCUACAAUACUUAAAAAAGAACAUCCCUUUUGAUUUGGUUUGAGAUAUUCUAUUCUAUUCAACCUCGCGUCUAAAGUAUUUAUAUUCUACUGGUGCAAUUUGACUUUCAGUUUACAUAUGUAAACAGUAAGCAGAACACACUUCACAGAUUAAAUUGUAUAUUAAAAGUCCCAUGUUCAGACAAUUAUGAUAUUCAUAAGAACCUGCCAUAACCUUUUUUUUUGCUGUCAUAGAUGCCAUCAAGGCCUUUUCCAAGAUGCCAUCUAUAAGGCCUCCUAGUCAACAUAUCGUCAUCAGAACUGAUCUAAAAAAAUCAAUUCUCUUAAAAAAAAAAAAAAACAGCAUUUACUGUUUGCAUCCUGAUCACUUGAACAUUUGUGUGUCUUAACUUGUUGGAUUGUUGUAUCAAUGUCUGUGUUCCCCAAUCUUAGAAAGUAUUUUUUGUUUAUUUUUAAGGAUUCAUUGAAUAAAAGACCCAAGAUUUAAAA
Poecilia latipinna (sailfin molly) is the source of this 3680-nucleotide messenger RNA. RefSeq names its product transmembrane protein 178B-like. The transcript is spliced from 5 exons. NCBI's taxonomy places the organism in Eukaryota, Metazoa, Chordata, Actinopteri, Cyprinodontiformes, Poeciliidae. Bases 1 to 648 code for a protein of 215 amino acids. The record is from RefSeq and is a predicted model, not a curated record. Gene Ontology annotation, cellular component: membrane.